AUGGCCCGAGAGUCUGGCGAGAAGCGCCCCAGUCGCAUUACGGAAAGCGAUGCCACGGUCAUCACUGCCGAAGCGGACGCCCCCAUUGUCCCAAUCAAGGAAGGCUCGGACAAAGAGGAUGCCUUCCAGAUCGACCUCGAGUCCAAGGACUCGGACAGUGAUAAAACUCGCCUUUACACGAUCACUAACGAGGACGGAGAGGAGGAGAACAUCUCAGAGGACGAUCCCAGGAUCAGCAGCAUCCCCAGCUAUGUGCGCCGUGUGGUCAACCUGACAGACGACCCGUCGGAAUCGACAAUAACCUUUCGCUACUUUCUCCUGACAGUUCUUUUUGUCGCGCCGGGAGCUUUCUUGUCUCAGAUGUCCCAUUACAGAACCACGGCGGCACCGUACAGUGUGUUUUUCGUUCAAAUUGCCUCAAACUAUGUCGGAAAGUGGCUUGCACAAGUGCUUCCGGCAUGGGAAAUCAAAAUACCGUUUACCAAGAAGAGCUUCAACCUCAACCCUGGCCCCUUCAGCACGAAGGAGCAUGUUCUCGUUACGAUCUCGGCGGCCAGCGGCGCCACAUACAACCUUGGCUAUACCCCGAUAUCGAUGUCUGAGCUGUACUUCGGGCAGCCUGUCAACGGGGCGGUCGCUACCUUCUUCAUGCUGGCCAUCACUUGGACGGGUUAUUCUUAUGCUGCCCUUGCCCGCCAAUUCCUAAUCUACGAUCCGCAGUAUCCUUGGUUUCAAGCGCUGUGUCAAACGGCACUCUUUGAGACUCAGAGAAAGCAGAGAGAGCACCCCACACCUCUAUCCCGAAAACAGAUGAAGGUGUUCUUUGGUGUCCUUGUUGGAGUCAUUCUUUGGCAAUUUCUUCCUGAGUUUGUUUUCCCCUUUCUGGGAUCCCUCGCCUUUUUAUGCUGGGUUGCUCCUCACAAUGCUACGGCCAACUUUAUCGGCAGCGGUUUCGGUGGCAUGGGGUUUCUGAACCUCUCUUUAGACUGGUCUAGCAUAUCCUCCGGGGGAAGUCUGUUUCUGACCCCAUUCUGGACCCAGGUAAUCAUGUUUCUUGCAUAUGCUGUCAGCUGCUGGGUUAUCAUUCCCGCUGCGAAAUUCGGCAACAUUGCUACCUGGAACAACGAGCUCAUGUCCAACCGCGUCUUUCAAAAGAAUGGCACAAAAUAUCCGCUCGCCAAUUUGCUUACGCCCGAGAUUACCCUGAACAGAACAGCCUACGAAGAGUACGGUCAACUCUACUCUGGUCCACAAUACCUCUGGAACAUGUUCUUCGACUACGCUGCUUACACGUCAGCCAUUGUCUGGAUCAUCCUAUUCGGCCGUGACCAGAUUAAGAGCAGUUGGAACAAGUUCAUGGAACGGCGAAGCAACAAGUCCGCCGGCAAAGUCACAGAACAGUACAACGACCAAAUCAACAUUUUGCAGCGGCGAUAUGACGAGAUUCCAUUGUCGUGGUUCGCCGCCUUGUUUCUGGCAUCAUUUGUGAUCAUGAUAGCUAUUCUUGGAAAGGGCCUUUUGUUCGUGCCAGUCUGGACAUACAUCGUCGGUAUUCUGACAGGCGCCGUCAUUGUCAUCCCGCUAGCUUGGUUGUAUGCGCUAUCCAACUUUCAAUUACCUAUCGGGACAGCAAAUGAGCUAUUCUACGGACUAAUGAUCUCGAGUGUUUCUGGCUGGAAGAAUCCGUGCGGAGCGUCAACAUAUGGUGCUAUAGCUGGGGAUGCCUGGUAUCGUGCACAACUCAAUCUCCAGGAUAUGAAGAUCGGACAUUAUAUGCACGUGCCAGCGAAGACGGUCUUUGCGAGUCAAAUAAUAGGCACUCUUAUAGGAAUCCCCAUCAACUAUGCGACUAUUCGCUGGGUUCUGGACACAAAAGCCGACUAUAUCUCUGGCGCGAAAGAAGAUCCGACACGACAGUGGACCGGCCAAUCUCUUGCAGGCUACCUUUCGAGCGGAGUGCAGUACGUCUUGAUCGGUCCCAAGGAGCUCUUCAAACAAGAAAUUUACAAGCCUGUUCCAUACGGCUUCCUCGUCGGUGCCAUCGCUCCCUGCAUCAUCUACACGUUGCACAGGCUGUUCCCAAGGGCCAAGUUUCAUCUGUGGAACACGACCAUUUUCUUCUCUGGUAUGGCUUCGUUCUACGGUAACAUCAGCACUGGAUACACUUCCAGUUUCAUUGGCGGAAUUGUUGUCAUGUACUGGGCAUUCCGCUACCGGUACAACAUGUGGGCUCGGUGGAACUACAUCUUGGCGGCGGCGUUUGACGCAGGCUUCAACUUCAACAUGCUUCUUGUCUUUUUGUGCUUUGGCGCAGGCAAGAUCAUUGUGAUGCCGCACUGGUGGGGGAAUAACAAGGAGAGUAGCGAGCGAUGCUUUGCCCUUGACAACAAUUAA
This is a messenger RNA of Akanthomyces muscarius, 2394 nucleotides long. RefSeq lists its product as uncharacterized. The coding region runs from base 1 to 2394 and encodes 797 amino acids. The record is from RefSeq and is a predicted model, not a curated record. Gene Ontology annotation, molecular function: oligopeptide transmembrane transporter activity. NCBI's taxonomy places the organism in Eukaryota, Fungi, Ascomycota, Sordariomycetes, Hypocreales, Cordycipitaceae. The transcript has 7 exons. Gene Ontology annotation, biological process: transmembrane transport.